GAGGUGCAGGUGGAGCUGCAGGGCUCUGAGCUUUGGAAGAGGUUCCACGAGAUCGGCACCGAGAUGAUCAUCACCAAGGCCGGCAGGCGGAUGUUCCCAUCGGUCAGGGUGAAGGUGAAGGGGCUGGAGCCAAUGCAGCAGUAUUACAUUGCCAUCGACGUCGUGCCAGUGGACUCCAAACGGUACAGGUACGUCUACCACAGCUCGCAGUGGAUGGUGGCAGGGAACACGGACCACUCCUGCAUCACACCACGGCUCUACAUCCACCCCGACUCCCCCUGCUCGGGGGAAACAUGGAUGAGGCAAAUCAUCAGCUUCGACCGGGUGAAGCUCACCAACAACGAGAUGGACGACAAGGGGCACAUCAUCCUGCAGUCCAUGCACAAGUACAAGCCCCGCGUCCACGUUAUCGCCCAGGACUCCCGCUUCGACCUGGCGCAGAUUCAGUCGCUGCCAGCCGAAGGGGUGCAAACCUUCUCCUUCCAAGAGACCGAGUUCACCACGGUGACGGCCUACCAGAACCAGCAGAUCACCAAGCUGAAGAUCGACAGGAAUCCCUUUGCCAAAGGCUUUCGGGACCCUGGCAGGAACAGGGGAGUGCUGGAUGGGCUCCUGGAGCCGUUCCCAUGGCGGCCACAACUCGCUCUGGACUUGAAGGCUUUCGGGGCAGACAGUCAGGGCAGCAGCUCCAGCUCUUCCCCGGUGACCUCCAGUGCUGGGACACCCUCUCCUCUCAACCCGCUGCUGUCCCCUCCGUGCUCACCUCCCACCUUCCACCUGGCUGUGAGCAGUGCCGGCGCACCGUGUCCUGAGCCCCACCUGCCCGGCCUCGGCGUGCCCCUCUGCUACCGGCUGUGCUCCGCCAACCUCCUCCGCCAGCAGCCCCUCAUCCUCCCCAGCCACCAGAAGCCAGGCGGCCCUGCUCCCCCCGUCCUGCCCCACUUUGUGGUCGAUGUGCCCAAGCUCUCCUCCCUCGGUAUCGCCAGCCUGAAGAGCUCGAAGUCUGAAGACCUGAACGGGCCGUGUCUGCAGGUCCCCAACUCCGCCAGCCAAAUGCUGUAUGGAUUACACGCAUCUGGAAACAUUUUCCCAUCGAGUCCCAUUGCUCGGGAAGCACUUAAUUGUUCCUUACAUCCUCCAUAUGGUUUGUACGGCUACAGCUUCUCCGUGCCAUCCAGACUGACGAGCGCGGCGAGCCAUUUUGGGGUGAGUGACAGCCUGCCUGCUGCCUUCAGGGACGGCCGGUGCAAUCACCCCAGCUGGCACUCAGCAAUUAACCACUGCCUUUAGCGGGAUGCUGUCAUGUUCCUGAGCGCAUCGCUAUGUAACGCAAACCCGUUCCCUGGUCAGACCCAGGGUCUUGAUAAUUGCUGAGUACGAAACACGGUGCGGUGCUGGAGCAGGCUGAUGGGCCUUUAAUUUGGGGCUAAACGUGCAGUAUUGCAGGCAGCACGGAGGGCUGUGGUGAUCCAAGCAGGCCGAUACCCAUCGGUGAUAUUUGUGUAGGGUUGUAAGGGAUGGGUGAGCGGUGCAGACACCUUUGUACUAUUUGCACUCUGAAGUGGGAACAUAGAUGCAUGCAUUUCCACAGAUCUGUUUUCCUGAAACUAUCGAGCUUGCCUACAGUCAGUCCUGAGCCGCACCAGCUCCUGCUCAUCCUCCCUGUGGAUUUCCCCUAAUUUCAAAGGGAUCCUCAGAGAGUGAGGGUCAGCAGAGGAGCUGCAUGCGCUCAUGUGUUGACUUGGAGCUGGUCAACCCCAUGGAAGUGCCUCGAUGGACCCACAUCGCAAUGCAGACAUAGGUUGAAGGCUCUGGUGCUGCGUUAAGGACACAGAGCCCCACACAGGUCUUCCCAGAGCCGUCCCCUCGCAUCCCAUCCCCACGCAGUGCUGGGGGAUGAGAGCAGGAGCUGCAGAGGAUGAGGACUGAGCAGAGUUCUGGACACCCCUCCCACAGUCCCAUUCAUUUUAUUUUCACCCGUGAUAAUUGUGUUAUUCCUGUAAAUAAUCUCUGGCUCUGGGGGCACAGUGCGGCUCGCUGUAAGUUGGGGCACAGCUUAUAUUCGCUCCCCAAAGCCAUUUCUGUUACCUAUGACAGAUGUGAUACAAAGUGCCUGACGGGGACCUGCCGUAU
Lagopus leucura (white-tailed ptarmigan) is the source of this 2133-nucleotide messenger RNA. It is a transcript of the gene TBX22, whose product is annotated as T-box transcription factor 22. The transcript is spliced from 7 exons. Gene Ontology annotation, biological process: regulation of transcription by RNA polymerase II; positive regulation of DNA-templated transcription; cell fate specification. Lineage: Eukaryota; Metazoa; Chordata; Aves; Galliformes; Phasianidae. The record is from RefSeq and is a predicted model, not a curated record. The coding region runs from base 64 to 1290 and encodes 408 amino acids. Gene Ontology annotation, cellular component: nucleus. Gene Ontology annotation, molecular function: DNA-binding transcription factor activity, RNA polymerase II-specific; RNA polymerase II cis-regulatory region sequence-specific DNA binding.